AUGUCUGAACCUCUAAAUCUCGAAUCCUUUCGAAAGAUUCCCCUCGCCUACGCAAGCUGUUCGAUCGGAUGCCAUCCAUCCGACACCCUACCGCGCAAGCUGCAAGCCAUCUCGAACGCCGCCUUCAACGCGAUUGAGCUGUCCUUUCCAGACAUCCAGUCCUAUGCGCAGUCAAUAUUCAAUACGAAAAUCGAAGACGACAACUUCCCGGCCCUCUGCAAGGCUGCCGCGGACAUUGGGCGCCAAUGCAAAGCCCUCAACCUGGAGAUCAUGAUGCUGCAGCCCUUUGCCAACUUUGAAGGCUGGCCGAGGGGAUCAGUAGAGCGGGAAAAUGCCUUUGCCAGAGCGAAAGGGUGGAUUCAGAUUAUGAACGCCUGUGGGACGGACUUAUUACAGGUUGGAGCAACCGACACCCCUGGCGAAAAAAUAUCCACCAGGCGAGAGGACAUCGUGGAAGAUCUCCGCCAGCUAGCCGACAUGCUAGCGAGAGAAAAGUACCGGAUGGCCUAUGAGAACUGGUGCUGGUCGACGCACGCACCCACCUGGAAGGACGUAUGGGAGAUCGUCAAGGCAGUCGAUCGACCCAACGUCGGCUUGUGUCUGGACACCUUCCAGACAGCGGGGGCCGAAUGGGGCGAUCCCACGACUGCCUCCGGUCUAAUCGAGGAUGUUCCCAAGGAAGAGCUCGACAAGAGAUUCGCGGCCAGCAUGGACGAGUUGGCGCGAUCCAUCCCUCCAGAGAAGAUCUACCUCCUGCAGAUCUCGGACGUGUACAAGCCUGUGCAACCCCUCGAAAGAAAGGACAUCAACGGCCUACGGCCCCGGGGCCGAUGGAGUCAUGACUUUCGACCCAUGCCUUAUGACGGGGGUUAUCUGCCAAUAGAGCAGGUCACGAAGGCGGUCCUCAAGACCGGAUUCCGGGGGUAUUUCUCUAUGGAAAUUUUUGAUAGCGGGCCCGACGGCAAGGGCAAGGAUUAUGAGAUGGAGCAGUUUGCGCUGAAGGCGCAGCAGAGCAUGCAAACGUUGUUCAAGAACUGUGCAGACGAAUGA
Molecule: messenger RNA, 1050 nt
Organism: Rasamsonia emersonii CBS 393.64
Lineage: Eukaryota; Fungi; Ascomycota; Eurotiomycetes; Eurotiales; Trichocomaceae
Product: 3-dehydroshikimate dehydratase
Exons: 2
Coding region: 1-1050 (349 amino acids)
Source: RefSeq, a predicted model, not a curated record